UGUGGGCGUCCGUUACAUGGGUGUACUAUUUGCAAAAAAACAGUAGAUAUCAGUGCAAGAUAUUUUAUAUAAGGCCCAGUUACUUGUUAAUCUCUGUAUUCUCAUCAUCUCAUAUGUUAAUAAUUCUAAAUUUGUAUUAAUAAUUAUAUGUGCAGAGAAUGGUUAGGUUUUAAUAAAGGCAAAGUGUACACUCAUUGAGCUCAAUAUGGCUACACAAUUCCUACCAACUAACUUGAGGGUUGUUUUAAAUUUUUUAUUAGUGGGGAAAAAUAUGUUUGACCUAAAAAAAUUUUUUUUUAAUGUAGACGUUGAAGAGGUUCUUUGACACCCAACUGUAGAAAUUUAAAGGGCACAGGUAGGCACCUCCUAAUUAGAAUCUUCUGUGGGAUGUACCACUGAAUGACAUGAAGCAACUAUUUAGGAUUGUGAUAGCGUGUCUAAUUGUCUGACUUAAGAAUGUUAGUCAACAAGACAGCAGAUGGACAAAACACUGCUUCAUUAGCCAGAGAGAACAAAGAUCCUAUGACCCAGCUCUACUCUCCUCUGCUUCAAAGGACUGAAUCUCCCUGGCAAGAACAGACAGAGUGUCCAGGAACUGGAAGUGACAAUGGGAAAUUCCUUGACUGCAGGAGCCUCAUAUGAACCUUCCCUUAUAUGCCCCACUUUAAUAAUUUAUAUUUAUUAUAUGUUACAUGAAGAAAUGAUAUGGUCUUGCAUCCCAAACUCAAGUAUGGUAUUUCUGAUGACAAAUGCUAUGUGAGAUGCAGAGAAGAAAGGACUGGUUAAUGAGGGUUCUCUGUUUCUGUCAUCCCAAAAUGUAUGCCAAAGCCACAAUUCAUUUAAUAUUUAGUUUCUUAUGAUAAAUGCAAUUUAAUUAAAGCACGAUUUUUGGAGAUAAUUAAGAGGCUUCUUCUGAGAUCAGUACACCAAUUCUUGCCAGAGGACACGGCCACUGAAAUGGCAAGGGCAUAAGAUUUGAAAUCCAAACAUUGGGAUUCAAGUACUCAUUUUGGGGUGUUUUCCUUUGGCAAGACACUUAAUUCUUUGUAACUUCCAUUUAUUUGUUCAAAACAGGUUUAUUGGAAAUUUAUGUUAGACACUGGAUUUGUUUGGGCUAAGAUUAUUGAGGAAAGAAUUGAAGUAACAUGUAUGAAAACUCUUUGUAAAAUGCAAAGCACUAUGCAAGCAUCAGAUAUUAAUUAUUACAAAGAUGAUUAUUGCACCUCCAUUUCCAGUCUUAGAAAUAAAGAUAUUUAGUGCCAGUCCUGGUAUCUCCCUUCAGAAGCUGCAAAAGGAUUUGUGAUCGUUUAUUUAGUCCUUAGAAAUGAUUUAAUUUUUCUGAAGAUAAUUCAAAAAUGGUUGCAGCAGUACAUCAACAGGGAACUGCCAGAGAUUCAAGCCGGAUUCAGAAGGAGACAAAUAAUGGGGGAUAUCAUUGCUGUUGCCAGAUAAAUCUUGGCUGAAUGUAGAGAAUACCAGAAAGACGUUUUAUUGACUAUGCAAAGGCAUUCAGCUGUGUGGAUCAUAACGAAUUAUGGAUAACAUUGAGAAGAAUGGGAAUUCAGAACUCUUGAUUGUGUUCAUGGGGGCACAAGAGGCAGUCUUGUUUGAACAGAACAAGGUACUGCAUGGUUUAAAAUCAGGAAAGGUGUGUGUCAGGGUUGUGUACUUUCACCAUACUUAUUCAAUCUGUAUGCUGAGCAAAUAAUUUGAGAAAAUGGACUUCAAAUGUAAAUGAAGCUGGAUUAUUUGAAGAAGAACACAGCAUCAGGAUUGGGGGAAGACUCAUUAACAACCUGUGAUAGGCAGAUGACACAACUUCGGUUGCUUAAAGCAAAAAGGACUUGAAGCACUUGCUGAUAAAGAUCGAAGACUACAGCCUUCAGUAUGGAUUACACCUCAACAUAAAACAAAAAUCCUCACAACUGAACCGAUAAACAAUAUCAUGAUAAACAGAGAAAAUACUGAAGUUGUCAAGGAUUUCAUUUUACUUUGAUCCAUAAUCAACACCUAUGGAAGAAGCAGUCAAGAAAUCAAACCAAGUAUUGCAAUUAGGCAAAUCUACUGCAAAAGACCUCUUGAAAGUAUUAAAAAGCAAAGAUGUCACUCUGAGGACUAAGGUGUACCUGACCCAAGCCAUAGUGUUUUCGAUCACCUUAUAUGCAUGUGAAAGCUGGGCAAUGAGUAAGACCAAAGCAGAAUUGAUUCAUCUGAAUUAUGGUGUUGGCAAAGAAUAUUGAAUAUACCAUGGACUGCCAAAAGAAUGAACAAAUCUGUCUUGGAAGAGGUACAGCCCGAAUGCUCCUUGGAAGUGAGGUUGGAGAGACUUCAUCUUAUGUACUUUUGACAUGUUAUCAGGAGGGAUCAGUCCCUGGAGAAAGACAUCAUGCUUGGUAAUGUAGAGGGUUGGAGAAAAAGAGGAAGACCCUCAAAGAGAUGAACUGACACAGCGGCUUCAACAAUAGGCUCAAACAUAGCAACGAUUGUGAGGAUGGUGCAGGACCGGGCAGUGUUUUGUUCUGUUGUGCUUAGUUGGAACCGACUCGAUGGCACAUAACAACAACAAAACAUGAUUUAUUUUUAAAUUGUCGCCAAUGGUGCAAAAGAGGACUAUUUGAUUUAUAGUUCAAAUAUUAUUCACCUGGGGAAAAUAUUAUCCAGAAGUUACCUUAAUAAUAAAUAAACAGUAAAAAAAAACACAAAAGUAGAAAUACAAAAUGUAGGCAUGUUUAAAAGAGCCAAGUACUGAGUACUCUUUUAACUUUAAAAUGAUGACUCCUAUGGUAAAAGAUUGCCCAAGUUAUAAUGAGUUCUACAAGCUCAUUCUUGUGUGAUUUCUAAAGCCAAAUUCAUAUUUGAAUAGAGAAAGGGAUCCUUUCUGGUAAAUCUAACUUGCUGGAUGGACAUGAUACAAAUGAUAACCUAUCUUGAACAUGUUUUCAAGGUGCAGAAUUUAUGAGCAAUUGAAAUUCCUGAUAGAAAGGCACAACACCUCAGAAGAAGAUAUUUUUAAUUUUUUAUAAUAAUUUGGGGCAAGCAAAAAUUCAUGGGAAGCUCUAAUAUCAAAAUGUAACAGCAGUGAUUAUAUAUUUUGACCUUUAAAAUGACUCUUUAGUAAUCAUAAUUAGAUUAAUUUUGAGAAAAAUUUGAAUGUUGAGCUAAAUUUAAGUUUCUAUUCAUUAGGUGUACCCAACCUAAAAGUCACUUUAAUUUUAUCUUAAAAGAUAAUUUUAAUCUUAUUUCUUUUUGGGGGGGUUGUUUGUUUGUUUGUUUGAUACUUUACUGGUUCUUUCUAGCCUAAUUUAGCGACACUGGUUUAGACGUUUUUCCCUUACCUUGGUAACAUAUACUAUUUCCUCCAAAAAAGAUUAAAUGGCAGAAUGACAUAAAAUAAAUGUUAACCUAUUAAAACAAUUAUAUUUGCAGAAUAUGCAAUAGUAAAACUGAGUAGCAAAAAAUAAAAAGAAAUACUAAACUUCUUUGUUUUUACACUAGUUCUCUUGUUCUUCAAUGCUGCUGAAUGACAGAAUUUCUGGAUUGGCUAUACAGCUCACAGGGGGUAAUAAGAGUGUUAAAAAGCAAAGAUGUCACUCUGAGGACUAAGGUGUACCUGACCCAAGCCAUAGUGUUUUCAAUCACCUCAUAUGCAUGUGAAAGCUGAACAAUGAGUAAGAAGACCAAAGCAGAAUUGAUUCAUCUGAAUUAUGGUGUUGGCAAAGAAUAGUGAAUACACCAUGGACUGCCAUGGUAUGACUGACCGCAGUUUCAGGGAUAUUUCUUUAAUUAACAGGUUUUACUGUUCUCUGGUUUACAAAUGUUAAAACUCAUCUUUGUCCAGAGGCUAUCUAGGUUGCUGGUAUCUUUUGGGCUGGUAUAGUUCUGGUCACACCAGUGGGGCUUUCCCUGAUUCUUUUUGUUGUUUUAAGUACUUUUACAAGCAUGAUUAUGCCCACAGGUAACAGGAAACCAGUGUUUCAAAAGAAAACUUGAUCACACUGCUAGAUAACACAGGUAUCCUAAACAAGUGCGUGAGCGCCUGGAGGCUCUCUGCUGCUGCCAGAAGUACAUAUUUUUUUGAUUGGUAAGAACUGCCAGAUGACGCUUCAUGAAAUAUAAAUGCAAGAAAGACUCAGAGAGCUCAGUAAAAACCUUCCACCCGUCAGUCUAGAAGGAUAAGAGAAAGACACUGUUAAGCAACUGCAGGAAAUGGCUUUCGGACUCCCAGUAUCUGUCUAUCUUUUAUUCAAUGCAAUGGCGGCAUUUACUGAAGAGGCAGCCAUCACUGUGACACCACCAAUCACAAUCCAGCAGAGUAACUGGACGGUUAACAAAACAGAAGCUGACUAUGCAGAAGGACCCAUAGCCUUGAAGUUCUCUCCUCCUUGCCUGGAAGACCACAAUAGUUACUGCAUCAAUGGUGUUUGCGCAUUCCACCAUGAGCUGGAGAAAGCUAUCUGCAGGUGUUUAACUGGUUAUACUGGAGAAAGGUGUGAGCACUUGACUUUAACUUCAUAUGCCAUGGAUUCUUAUGAAAAAUACAUUGCAAUUGGGAUUGGCGUUGGAUUACUAUUAAGUAGUUUUCUUGCUAUGUUUUACUGCUACAUAAGAAAGAGGUGUCUGAAACUGAAAUUGCCUUAUAACAUCUGCUCUGGAGGGAGACCACUGUGAGGCCUUUGUAAGAGAAAUUCAUCCAGACAUUUGUAAAAAUCAGUGGGUCCAAAACAGAAAUCUUCAGAUGAAACAAGAAAACUUCUCAAGCUGACUAGACUUGAAAAAAAGAAGGAAGUUGGGAUAACAAUAAGAUGAGAGGAAAAAAUUCGACGUUGGUCUUUAGUUAGGGUGCCAUGGGAGUCAAGUGAACAAGCUACAGUGACCGAAGCCAAGUUCCUAGUCCUACACUGGGUUUGCUGUUAUUACGUGGUUAUUGUUCUCACUGCAGAAACACUGAGUUUCAGCCUUCUGACCAUGGCGAUGUAAAUUUUCAUGGGAAUAAUUAUCUACCUUGCAGCAAGCCAAAGCGAUGUCAAGCUUGGGUUCUUCAUAUGCUUCCUACCAGCAUUUUAGAACGUUUAGACGGGGCUUGUCUAAGUCUAUGCACACUAUGGAACUAGUCCCAAAUAUGCUGUUGGUAUGGUGCCUAAAAGAGUGUGAUGUCAACUUUUAUGAUGAAAUCAGUGUUAUGGCAGCUUCAGUGGACCAAACGACACCAGAGAGAAGAAAAUAGGAUGUCCAAGCAAACGCAAAUCACACCCAGCUUGUCACAACGCUGUGCAGCCUUUAUCUGUGAAAUAUGGAAUAAGCUAAAGAGUGUUUGAGGACUGAGAGCUAUCUGGAUAUUGAGUCCAGAGUAGACAAAACAUUUCUGUUUCUGAAUGGAUUAUAAAACUUUUUGUUGGACUCAUUGAUCCCCUAAUGCUUUUGUUCAUCAGCUCUUCCUAUUGUCAGUGGAAUUACACAGUGACCAUCCAUUUGGACCAAAAUCCUAGAAUUCUCCUAAUGAAUAAAAGUCUACAAUUGGCCCUAAAUAGAAACUGAAGAACUGAACAUAAGAAUUUUUCACCAGCCAACAACCAAAGUGGAAAUUUUCUUUACCAUUUCUGAACACUUGAUGAUAGGUUUUUCACAUAGAGAAAAUGGAGCUAUGGUGGAACUGUUUGGGAAAUCAGGACCUUUUCUCUCUAAUCAUUUCUGUCACAUAAUUCAAGUAGUCCUAUACGGGUCCCUUAAUUUCUUUGGAUUUUGGUUUCAUUUUUUAUAAGGCCCUUCUAGCUUUAAAAUUUGAUAGUGGGAGAAGAGAGAAAAUUUUCCGGAUCUGCACCGAAGGCGAGAUUAUUUUCAAGGCUCCCAGCCCCAUCCCACCUCUAACCCCAAAACAUACCACUGGAUGUUACUUUAGGUAUAUAUUUACAAACUGUUUGGUUUAUAAAAUAAUAAUUUAAGGAUUUGUUUACAAAGAAAGUAAAAAAUGAAAUUAAAGGACAAUAGUAUUUCCUGUUUUUCUUUUAGAUUCACUCUAAAAGAACUUCUUUUCCCCCAUUGUGAUAUAGAUAAGCAAAACAAUUCUGAUCAUGAGACUGGUUAAAAGAGGAUCAAGCUUUAAUAUUUUUACAUUGGUAAGCCUGGUAAACAAGCCUUCCACUUAAAAUGUUAUGAUCUUUCAUUCAUGGCUGAAUCAAAACUUUACAUGCUGCUUCCCUUUGAAUAGAAGGUGCGCAGUUGCUUUGUUUUUUCUUCGGCAGGAGUUUCACGCAGAAGCAUCACAGGUCAGCACUUUCCACAUGCUCUCACACCGUGUCCAAAGGUUACGUCAUACCAAGGAGCGGGGAGGGGAAGGUUCCUCCCAGUGACUCCAGCAACCACACCUAGAAAGCUAUGCCCUUCCUGAGCAUUUCAAAAAGAUGUAAGAAAGCUGGGGAGCGCCCAGAAAGAAACAACAAAACUUAAUGAAGGCGAUGGAAAGGCUAUCUUGAUGAAAUGAAAGGGGAAUAAAUGAUAGAGUCUGGAGAGGUCAUAACCUAAAAGGGGGAAGAUGCUGCCUAUAAAUACUUGUAGAUCGUAAACACAAUAUGUAUAACUGAAAUUCGAAAAACAUCAAAGAGAGAAUUAAAAUUCCCAGAUUGCCAGAUGAAAAAGUCAACCAAAACCAAAACAACAGAGAUUCAAAUUUUUUCACCGGUGGUACAGUAUGCAUUAACAGCAUAAAAGUCCACCCAGCGAGAGUCUAUGGAAACGUAGAUUGUGGUUUAUGGGAAGCCAUCACUUUGUGGUUUGUCAUACAAAAUAAUCUUGUGAUUCCGUAACUUUUUUUUUUCAGAACUAAUUUUACAGGAAGGCAUCUGUAGCAUUCCUGCGGAGCUAGAGACAUAUCUGGCAAUAUUUACAUACAUAAGCAGGAUUUAAGGGAGAAAAUGCAUAAAUACAAGAUGUUGUGCAAAAUUUUUUCAUCUUCUAAGUUUUUGUAUAUUCGACAAGAUCCUGGAAAAAAAUAAAAUAAAAAACCUACAUGUGAAGCCUUGGCAUCAGAACUAGUUUUCCAGCUAUUAAUUGAUUCAUCAUUAGGUGACAUCCUUCUGGCAACUGUGAUUAAAUCAAACUGGUGGAGGGGCUCGUCAAUGUCUUUCAUUCCCCAUUUUGUCUCCUCCCUGUGUCUAUCAUUCAAUUCUUUAAGACAUAUUCUAUCGUGGACUGCGGAAUACAUUCUUAGGAUAUUGAUAUUCACGUAUGCUUUUACCGUUUAGCCUCUUAGAGCAUCAUGGGGGCAGGAGAAAACACUAUAAUCUCACACACACUUGAACUGGUAAGUAUACAAAAAAGGAAUGACAAUUACUUGCCAUUGUAUCUUCUUUCCCAAAGUUAGAUUUUUGUAUGAUUAUGCUUGAAGAGGGAGAAAUUAUAACAGUUUCAUCUUUUUAUUGUUUCCUGGAACAAUAUAAAUAGAACGCUUUAUUUUGAAUCGUCCAUUUUGGUGACGUCAAGGUGGUUUCCUUUUGUUCUAUGUAAUUGAAAAAAAAAAUUCUUAAGAAAACAACAAGGCAAACAUCAGCAAUUUAAGCUUUUGAUAUUGAACGUAAGGACAAUUCUUCUCUGCAGAAAGAACCUGAGUAAGCCAUAUAUUUAAGCCAUAUGCCAAAUGUAACAUGCUUUUCGUGGUGUGAUACAAAUAUUGAUAUCCUGCAACCCACACAGCUGGGAUGGGUUACCAGGAUCUCUCUAUUGCAAAACACCACUCUUUAUGGCUUACAUCAUGGUUGCAUGACAUCAAGCUACAAGCAGCUGCCAAGAUGAACUGGAAGUGUUGAAAUUUAAUUUGUCAGACUGUGGCACUGCUAAUCUGGGUGAGUCCACAUUAUCUGCCCAGACCUUUGGUGUGGUCCUAUUCAGUAGCACAUUCAGAAGCAUAUCUUCCAAAUUCAGCUCAAAUGUCUGUUAAUUACUCAAUCAAUCAAUGCACUAACUGCUUGGAGUAUGGAGUCUGGCAAUUAAUUUCCUAAGAAACCAAAGGCUAGGUCCCUUGAGAGUAUCCACUUGAAUAAAUGUGUCCAGCCAUUAUAUUUCAUUCUUCUUCUCAAACUAAACACAACAGACCUUCCACAUUGUGGGAAAUAUCCACAGCUUCCAAAGAAACAUCUCAUAAAGAUUAGGAACGUGAUUACUUGGUAACAAGGAAAAUUGUUUAGUCAGCUUGUGUAUAUAAUCAGUCUUUGUAAUUUUUAUGCCUCAGGUAUUAUUAGAACAUAAGUCAUUUAGAUUGAUAUUUGCCUAAGAUCAAAUUUGCAAAUUAAGUUUUGGUUAAGACUGUAAAUUUGAUUUGCAUUUAUCAAAUUAGCAAGUGUUACCUUUGAUCUUUAAGGUUUUAAUUAGACCUCACAUCUCGUAAGAAUGUCAUUUCUAGUUAUUUAAAAUUGCACAAGGGAAUUGAUUCAAUAAGAGUCCCUGCGUGAUGCAAAUAGUUAAUAAGCUCAGCUGCUAACUGAAAGGUUGGAGGUUCAAGUCCAUCCGGAUGCAUGUGGGAAGAAGGGCCUGGUGAACUACUUUUUGAAAAAAUCAGCCAUUGAAAACUCUCUGGAGCGCAGUUCUACUCUGACACAAAUGGAGGUGCCAUGGGUAGGAAUGGACUUGAUAACUGGUAUCGAUUCAACGUUAAGUCCUUUGGCAAAUUAAGUUUAAGCAACAGUAUAAUAUAGCUACUAUUUAUGGGCACUUACAGUGUUUGAAGAGUGUUAUUUGCAUUAUUUCAACGAAUUCACACCAGAUGGUGACUGAGAUUUGGAGAAGGUGAUUCACUUGUUUAAGGUUACAUUGACUUUAAGUGGCGGAGCCUGGACCUAAACUCAGAGAGAUUUGAUGCCAAAGUCCCUCAUCUAAACUCCAAAUGAUAACACUUCCCGGUGUUUUAUGGAAAGUAUUAGUGUUGAAGAUUGAUUUCUUGAUGAAUUUAGAGAUAUCCCAAAUGAUUUAUAUGUUAGUAAAGUUUCUUUUCUUUAAAAUGUAUCAAAUAAUAUCCUUUUCAGAGGUCAACCACAAAAAAAUUCCUGCUGUCAUCUCCAGAUGAUUAAGAUGUGUCAUCUACAGAGGAUUAAGAUCCUUAGGGUGGGGCCAAAACAGGCCUCAAGUGCCUGCUGGCAGUUGAGUGCUCAGUCUGGAGAGGGACUCUAGACUGCAAAUGAACCUGGGUUUAUUCCCCAGACUCAGGCGAUCAGGAGGCCACAUGGAAGACCUCAAUCUCAGCCUAUGGAGGAGGACUUGCUGCCACUGAUUUUACCCUCACUGGGACACAGCUGGAAACCCUGGUGGCAUAGUGGUUAAGAGCUACAGCUGCUAACCAAAAGAGUACCAGCUGCUCCUUGGAAACUCUAUGGGGCAGUUCUACUCUGUCCUACAGGGUCACAAUAAGUCAGAAUCGACUCGACGGCAACAGGUACAGGACACAGCUGGCUCAGUUUGGAGAUGGGACGAGGAGUGAGGGAUGCAAGUAGUUUUUAUAUCUACAACCUAAUCUCAUCAACAUCGUUCCCACCAUUCACUCUCAAUCCUACCCAUAACCCUAUGUACACCCUGGAGAAAAACAGUAAAUUCUGUUGGUCCAGUUUAGAGACAAAUAUGGAAAGAUAUACAUAGAUAUGUAUAUAGAUAUAUCUAUAGAUAUAUAGAGUCGUAUAUGUAUAUGAUCUGUCUAAUGGAUUGAGACUCAAACAACCUGUAUUCUAGUCCCACCAUGUGAUUAUUUAACUUUUCCGCACCACUUUGGACAUGGUAUUCUCAUCUAUUAAGUAGAGAAGUUAGACUCUGAAGAUGACCUCUACAUUCCUGUUGUGGUUGGAAGUUGUAUGUUGAAAACCAGCAGUCUGUAGGGAAGAUCCAUCUCACAAACACAGUUUCUUUGGCUUUCACGAUGUUUGGCUUUAGUCAAGCACAUAUUUAGACAUCAAGAUGUUUUAUCAUAAAAAUCUACCUUCCUGGCUUCUUUUGAAAAACAGAAUGCAUAGAACACUGGCUCUAUAUUCUCACAUAGCUUUAGUUAGAAGGAGUAUGCCCUCAACAUCAUUUCUGUCACUUGGGCUACCAGCUCAGGGUUCCUGUGGGCCUUUAGGUCUACAGCCGUGCUUUGAUUUUAAGGUCCUUCCUAAUGUAAGGAAACC
Messenger RNA from Loxodonta africana (African savanna elephant), 10139 nucleotides. It is a transcript of the gene EPGN, whose product is annotated as epithelial mitogen. Gene Ontology annotation, molecular function: growth factor activity; epidermal growth factor receptor binding. The record is from RefSeq and is a predicted model, not a curated record. The transcript has 5 exons. NCBI's taxonomy places the organism in Eukaryota, Metazoa, Chordata, Mammalia, Proboscidea, Elephantidae. The coding region runs from base 4207 to 4668 and encodes 153 amino acids. Gene Ontology annotation, biological process: positive regulation of cell population proliferation; epidermal growth factor receptor signaling pathway; positive regulation of mitotic nuclear division.